UUACUUAGUCAUGCAGAUAGCUGAAUAAUGAAUUUGAUGAAAUUAAAUUUGUUUACUGUUAACUGUUUAGUGUUUACACUUAAGUUUUUACCCUUUACUUAUUAUUUAAAUGACAACAUUUAAAACAUUCGUUAUUUCAAUUUAAAAUUUAACCUAAACUAUUAAUUUAAAUCGCUACUGGUAUAGGGUAUUUAAUUUAAAAAAGUUAUUAUGGAAGAAGAAAGAACAACUGAAGUUGAGAAUUCCGGCAAAAGUGUUACAGUUCAGUGUGUCCAGUAUCUCGUUUCAUACCAUUUAAAGUCAAAAUGUUCUAUUAAAAAGGAUGAACUAAUGAAAACAGUUUUUAAGGGUCGUGUAACGGGAAAGAAUUAUGAGAGAGUAAUGGAAGAUGUGUCAUUGACAUUAAAAAAUGUUUUUGGGUUAUCUAUCUCAUACAUUAAAGACGACUGCAAACAGUUCAUAAUUGUAAAUGAUAUUGAAGACUUUACAAGUAAUGGUGAAAACAAUUUUGAUUUAAUAAAGUACCGGAUUUUAUUGAAACCAGUUGUUGCAGCAUUGGUUAUGCUACUCGCACCUAUUAGUGAAGGUCAAAUGUGGAAUAUCUUAGAACGAUUUGCCAGUGCAUUUGAUUUAGAAAUGAAUCAAAUUAAAAAAGUGGUUAAAGGGGAUUUUGUAAAAGAUCAUUACCUUCACUAUAAAGCAACUGAUGAUACUACCGUUAUGCUUGAUCCAGAAAAAACAAGUUACUGGUUUACUUUAGGUACAAGAGCAUUAGUCGAGUUUGAUCAAAAUACGGUAUUACAACGAGUUGGCGAGUUAUACAAUAUACCUCCAAAAUCAUUCAAGCGUGUAUACACUACAUUGAAUAAAUAAUAUUUUUAUAAAUAUUUUGUUUGGUCUUUAAUAUAUUUGUUUAAAAAUUAUUAUUUCUCGUGUCAAACUAUUAAUAUUCAUAUUGUAAAAAUGAACUGGAGUACAUUUUUAUUACCACUUCAAUUGUUUAAU
Adelges cooleyi (spruce gall adelgid) is the source of this 1005-nucleotide messenger RNA. RefSeq lists its product as uncharacterized. The coding region runs from base 211 to 873 and encodes 220 amino acids. The record is from RefSeq and is a predicted model, not a curated record. The transcript has 6 exons. NCBI's taxonomy places the organism in Eukaryota, Metazoa, Arthropoda, Insecta, Hemiptera, Adelgidae. Gene Ontology annotation, cellular component: nucleus.